CUUCCCCCUUCGGAGUACAUCCUCCGAAACAACGCACGAAGCCGCGACUUUCUCUUCCCUCCCUCUUUCCCGAAACUCUCACAGACUGCCGCCAUUGGAGCUGGCUCUGAAGGUAACGACGUGAGCGCAGUGUCCCGACAAAAGGAAGACCUCUAAAACUCCAAACAUUCUCCCCUUCUGGUCUGUUCCCACGGGAGACAUCGCGGAGGAUUCAGGCUAAAUCCUGCUUGAAUCAUGCUCAAAUCUAACACCAAACAGCCCCGAAAAGAUGCGAUGGCAUAUGAAUGAAGCCAUUCAUUCCACUUCCAAAAUGAAUGAUCUGAGCUUUGAUUUGGAUCGAUAGCAUCUGGAGAUCUCUCCUCAGAUUAAGCACGAGUUGCCCCUUGGAAGAGAUAGAAGCGAACGGGGAAGGAUGCAGUGGUAUUUCAUUGCAGCUCUUCUCACUAUUCUUACCAGUUCCCAGGGAAUUUUGACUACGCUCUCACAAACUAAUGGAAGAUACAAGUACGAUUACGCUACAAUUCCCUUUCUUGCAGAAGUCUUCAAGCUUCUAGCAUCAAGUUUCUUUCUUUGGAGAGAGAUGCAGUUUCAAUCUCCUCCUAGGAUGACUACUGAAUGGAAAGCAGUGCGGUUAUAUGUGGUUCCUUCAAUCAUAUACCUUGUGCACAACAAUGUUCAGUUUGCCACCUUAACUUAUGUUGAUCCAUCUACUUAUCAGAUUAUGGGAAACCUGAAAAUUGUGACUACUGGGAUUUUAUUCAGAGUUUUCCUUAAGAGGAAGUUAUCAAAUCUACAUUGGUUGGCAAUCAUUUUAUUAGCCGUGGGAACAACUACAAGCCAGGUAAAAGGUUGCGGAGAAGCGUCAUGCCAGUCCCUCUUUUCGGCACCCAUUCAAGGUUAUUUGCUCGGAAUCUUGUCCGCUUGCCUCUCUGCCCUCGCCGGCGUUUACACAGAAUAUCUGAUGAAGAGGAACAAUGACAGCCUUUACUGGCAAAAUGUGCAACUCUACACAUUCGGCGCGAUCUUUAAUAUGGCAAGGCUUCUUUGGGAUGAUUUUCGAUGGGGAUAUGAGAGCGGACCUUGGUGGCGACGCCUUCUCGAUGGGUACACAUUUACAACAUGGAUGGUUGUACUGAAUUUGGGAUCAACUGGAUUGCUUGUGUCGUGGUUGAUGAAAUUCGCCGACAAUAUUGUGAAGGUCUACUCAACUUCAAUGGCCAUGCUGCUGACAAUGGUUCUCUCUGUCUAUCUCUUCAAUUUCCAGCCCACCGUGCAGCUUUUCUUGGGCAUUAUAAUCUGCAUGAUUUCAUUGCACAUGUAUUUUGCACCUGUUCAUAUGCUUGUUGAUUUGCCUGCUACAUCAAAGUCAGCCUCAAGCACUCUAAAAGAAGUAAUUAUUGCAAACCAAGAAUAACUACGAUUUUACACUCCAAACCCCAGUUAAAUGAAAUACGCCUUAUAGGAAUGGUGGUCGAAGCAUUCUGAGGGUAUAUGGUGUAAUAAAAAAAUAUAUGGUGCAUGGUAAGUAACGUUGCGCGCAUUUCUUUGAAGGCUAUUUAUGUAAUAACAAAGACUGUUGACUUAAUGCUCUUUCAGGAUUGCGCAUUUCUGAUAUAAGAAGUGAUGUGAACGGUAGGGAUAGGGGUGU
Phalaenopsis equestris is the source of this 1648-nucleotide messenger RNA. RefSeq names its product CMP-sialic acid transporter 1. The transcript has 10 exons. Gene Ontology annotation, biological process: pyrimidine nucleotide-sugar transmembrane transport. NCBI's taxonomy places the organism in Eukaryota, Viridiplantae, Streptophyta, Magnoliopsida, Asparagales, Orchidaceae. Gene Ontology annotation, molecular function: pyrimidine nucleotide-sugar transmembrane transporter activity. Gene Ontology annotation, cellular component: Golgi membrane. The record is from RefSeq and is a predicted model, not a curated record. The coding region runs from base 413 to 1414 and encodes 333 amino acids.